Messenger RNA from Grosmannia clavigera kw1407, 885 nucleotides. RefSeq lists its product as uncharacterized. Bases 1 to 885 code for a protein of 294 amino acids. The record is from RefSeq and is a predicted model, not a curated record. The transcript has 3 exons. Lineage: Eukaryota; Fungi; Ascomycota; Sordariomycetes; Ophiostomatales; Ophiostomataceae.
AUGCUCGGCGUCCUCCUCCUCCCAUCUUCUGAUACUUUUGUUCAGCACGAGGACGGCUAUCAAGUAAUUAGCAAGGACGACCCACUCCAGCCAGGGCACUACAUCGUAUGGGCAGACGAUUUUCAGAUCAACAAUGAGAUUGUCUUGACCAGAGCUCUCUCAGUCACUACUGGUCCCCGAUUGAACCAUUUCCGCGAGAAUGUGCAACGACGUGACGGGCGGUGCGUCGUGAGCAAAUUGACGAAUAACCGUGCUGACCGUGGAAAUUGGUCCGCGUUUCAAGCUGCACACAUAUUCCCACUUGCCUACCAGCAGCAAUGGAUCGACGGGGACUAUGGACGCGACGUUACAAUAGUGCCAUCUAUCGGAGGUCGAAUUAACUCUGUCCAGAAUGGCCUCCUGCUCCUUGCAAGUGUGCAUGUCGACUUUGACAAUUACCAUUUUUCCAUCAACGUGGAUAAUGGCUAUAAAGUCGUCCUUUUCGAGCCAGAUAACCUGAAUAUCGCUGGCCAAGCUCUCGACCGUCGUCUCCUUGACGAUCCGUCUCGUCCAUUGGAUUCUCUUUUACGAUGGCAUUUUCGGCAGGCUGUACUGGCAAACAUGCGCGGCGCUGGCGAGCCGAUUUUUGAAAACGACUUCCCCUCAUAUUCUGAUAUGAUGGGUGAGAUCAUGGAAGGACCCAAAGCAGCACAACGUAUGGAAUUCGAGCUUUUUAACCGACUAGGUGCGUUCUAUGACCUUGGCGAACCGCACGAAGCCGACCAUGAUGAAGUAAGAGAGAUGCCAAAGGCGGAGGGAAUGACGACUUGCAGUGACCAGCCUAGCAGUCCUAUUUGUGAGGACAUGGAAGAACGUGAGGACAUGGGAAAGCACACGCACGAUUAG